CCCCUUUCCUCUCUUGUGAGCCUCCAUAAAUACUCGUAUUCUCCUUGCCCUAGUCCCUCUCUCUCUCUCUCUCUCUCUCUCUCUCUCCCGAUUCACACCGGCCCCUACGUUUGAAAGGUGCAGCUCAAAGGGGCUCUGUCGACUCUGAAACUGUUUAUGUGAUCAUGGGAAUUCAGAAGCCUGCAUGGUUGGAAGCCCUCUACGCGCAAAAGUUCUUUGUUGGGUGUUCCUACCACGAAACAGCAAAGAAGAAUGAGAAAAAUAUAUGCUGUUUGGAUUGUUGUACAAGUAUUUGCCCCCAUUGUUUGCCUUCACAUCGAUUCCAUCGACUUCUUCAGGUUCGUCGUUAUGUAUAUCAUGAUGUUGUCAGGCUCGAAGACCUUCAGAAGCUCAUAGACUGCUCCAACGUUCAGGCUUAUACAAUCAAUAGUGCCAAAGUUGUGUUUAUCAAGAAGAGACCUCAAAACAGGCAAUUUAAGGGGUCCGGGAACUAUUGCACUUCUUGUGACAGAAGCCUCCAAGAACCCUUUAUCCAUUGUUCUCUAGGGUGCAAGGUGGAUUUUGUGCUGAAGCACUGUAAGGACCUCUCUCCAUACCUGAGGACAUGCAAUUCUCUACAACUAAGCCCCGACUUCUUGAUCCCACAUGAAGACAUGGGAGACGAGGAGAUGACAAAUGAGACACCUCAUUCCACAAUUGUGGACUCAUGUGAGUACGAACCGAUGAUGAGCACGUCUUCGACGGGCUCAUCAGGAUCCGAGAAUAUGAGUCAUCUGGCAUACACUCAGAAUAAUAUCGUCAGGAAGAAAAGAAGCGGACUUUAUCUGUGUGCAAGAUCGGCUAAUAGGGUUUCUGAUCACGAGGAUAACAUGGGUACCAGCAUGAGUAGUAGAAGAAAGGGCAUCCCGCACAGAUCUCCUUUGUGUUAAUUAGACAAAACCAAAGAUCACAUCUUAUCAUCAUAUAUGACUAGUAUACAAUGGUUUUUAAUUUUAUUUGA
Molecule: messenger RNA, 1000 nt
Organism: Juglans regia (Persian walnut)
Lineage: Eukaryota; Viridiplantae; Streptophyta; Magnoliopsida; Fagales; Juglandaceae
Exons: 4
Coding region: 165-929 (254 amino acids)
Source: RefSeq, a predicted model, not a curated record